UUGUUAUAUCAACCACCAUGGUUAGCUUUUACUUAUUAUGAAAAAAACAGAAGAUUGCUUUUGUCAUAUAAUUUCAUAAGAGCAUGAUGAGGAGUUCUGUGUCUCUCAAGUUCCUUGGAGCAAUCUGUGUGGUGUCUUUGUUGCUGCACCAACACCUUCCUCUGUCCAACUAUUACAAAGCUUCAGCUGCAGAACAAGUUGGGUGCAUUGAGAAGGAGAGGCACACUCUCCUUGAGUUAAAAGCAGGCUUGGUGCUUGAUGACACCACCCUUUUGCCUUCUUGGAAAAGUGAUUCUGGCAAUAGCAGCACUGAUUGCUGUGAAUGGAAAGGAGUCAGUUGUAGUAAAAAAACUGGUCAUGUUGAAAUGCUUGAUCUAAAUGGCGAUCAUUUUGGUCCAUUUCGAGGCGAGAUAAGCUCAUCAUUGAUCAAGUUGAAACAUCUAAAACAUUUGAAUCUCAGUCGGAAUCGGUUCAUACACAACCCUCCUAUUCCAAGCUUCUUUGGUUCUCUAAGCAGAUUGAGAUUACUUGAUCUCAAAGGUUCACAUUUUGGUGGAAGAAUUCCAAAUGAUCUUGCCAACCUUUCACACUUGCAAUACCUUGAUCUUUCAUCUAACAACCUGGAGGGUACAAUCCCUCAACAACUUGGAAACCUCUCUCAUUUGCAGUAUCUUGAUCUGGGUGUGAACUCUCUUGUUGGAACAAUCCCGCAUCAACUUUGCAGUCUCUCGAACUUGCAGGAGCUUCAUCUUGGAUACACUAAAGGACUCAAAAUUGAUCAUGACCAGAAUCAUGAGUGGUCCAAUCUCACUCAUUUAACCCAUCUAGACUUGAGUCAGGUGCAUAAUCUAAACCGUUCUCAUGCGUGGCUUCAAAUGAUUGGUAUGCUUCCAAAACUACAAAAACUGGUGUUGUAUGAUUGUGAUCUUUCAGAUCUUUUUCUCCGUUCUCUAUCUCCUUCAGCAUUAAAUUUCUCUACUUCCCUUACUAUACUCGAUCUUUCUCGGAAUAAUUUCACAUCAUCUUUAAUAUUCCAAUGGGUGUUUAAUGCUUGCUCCAACAUAACCCAGCUUGAUCUUAGCCUUAACAACUUGGAAGGUCCCAUUCUUUAUGAUUUUGGCAACAUCAGAAAUCCUCUUGCACAUCUUUACCUGUCUUAUAAUAAUGAACUACAGGGUGGAAUUCUGGAAUCCAUUAGUAAUAUUUGUACCUUACGCACGUUGUACAUUGACUCCAUCAAUUUGAAUGAGGACAUCUCAACAAUUCUUCUUAGCUUUUCUGGUUGUGCUAGAUCCUCACUGCAAAUAUUUAGUUUAUUUUACAACCAAAUUUCUGGCACAUUAUCAGAACUUUCAAUGUUUCCCUCUCUAAAAGAAUUAGACCUUUCAGAUAAUCAGUUAAAUGGGAAGCUGCCAGAAGCUGAUAAAUUGCCAUCUAAAUUGGAGUCUUUGAUAGUCAAAUCAAACUCUUUGCAAGGUGGAAUUCCAAAAUCAUUUGGUAACAUCUGUUCCUUAGUCUCAUUACACAUGUCCAAUAACAAGUUGAGUGAAGAGCUUUCAGGGAUAAUUCAUAAUUUGUCUUGUGGGUGUGCCAAACACUCACUUCAAGAAUUGAGAUUUGAUGGGAACCAAAUUACUGGCACAGUAUCUGACAUGUCAGUGUUCACAUCUUUAGUAACACUUGUCCUAUCUCAUAAUCUUUUGAAUGGGACAAUACCUGAAAAUAUUAGAUUCCCACCUCAGCUAAAGAAUCUAAAUAUGGAGUCCAACAACUUGGAAGGUGUGAUCAGUGACUCCCAUUUUGCCAACAUGUACAUGUUGAAAAGUGUGAAGUUAAGCUACAACCCUCUGGUUUUGAUGUUCAGUGAAAAUUGGAUCCCACCCUUCCAAUUGGUCUCUAUAUUUCUAAGUUCUUGCAUGUUAGGACCUAAGUUUCCUACAUGGUUGCAAACUCAAAAAUACAUGUAUGAGCUUGACAUUUCCAAUGCUGGUAUCUCAGAUGCAGUUCCAAUGUUGUUUUGGUACCAAACCACAAUGCUAAAGUACAUGAAUAUUUCACACAACAAUCUCACAGGCACUGUUCCAAAUUUGCCCAUAAGGUUCUAUGUAGGCUGCCAUGUACUUUUGGCUUCAAAUCAAUUUACAGGCUCAAUCCCAUCUUUUCUAAGAAGUGCAGGAUCAUUAGAUUUGUCAAGCAACAAAUUUUCAGAUUCUCAUGAGUUAUUAUGUGCUAACACCACAAUUGAUGAAUUGGGCAUAUUAGAUCUCUCAAACAAUCAACUACCAAGGCUCCCUGAUUGUUGGAGUAAUUUCAAAGCAUUAGUAUUUCUGGAUUUGAGUGACAACACUUUGUCAGGGAAAGUGCCACAUUCUAUGGGAUCACUACUUGAACUUAAAGUAUUGAUAUUGAGGAACAAUAACUUAACUGGGAAGUUGCCUAUCUCCUUGAGAAAUUGCGCCAAGUUGGUCAUGCUAGACCUUGGAGAAAACAGAUUAUCUGGAGCAAUACCUUCUUGGUUAGGACAAGAAUUGCAAAUGUUAAGCUUAAGAAGGAACCAAUUCUCAGGAAGUCUUCCACAUAAUCUUUGUUUCAUAACAAGUAUUCAACUGUUGGACCUCUCAGCUAACAAUCUGCGGGGACGCAUUUUCAAAUGCUUAAAGAAUUUCACUGCAAUGUCUAAGAAGAAUUUCUCAACCUCAAACAUGGUAAUUUACAUUAGUAAGCUUAGCUCUUUCUUUGCAACCUAUGAUUUGAAUGCAUUGUUGGUGUGGAAAGGUGCUGAACAAGUGUUCAAGAAUAACAAGCUCCUUUUAAGGAGCAUAGACCUUUCAAGCAAUCAGUUGACAGGAGACAUUCCAGAAGAAAUAGGAGACUUGGUAGGCUUGGUGUCAUUGAACAUAUCAAGCAACAAUUUGAGUGGAGAAAUUACUUCAAAGAUUGGAAGGUUAACAUCACUUGAGUUUCUUGACUUGUCUAGGAACCAUUUCUUUGGUUCAAUUCCACCUACUCUUGCUCAAAUUGAUCGCCUCGCCAUGUUAGACCUGUCCUAUAACAACCUGUGUGGAAGAAUCCCACUUGGAACACAGUUACAGAGUUUUGAUGCCUCAAGUUAUGAAGGAAAUGCUGAUCUUUGUGGGAAGCCACUUGAUAAAAAGUGUCCAGGAGAUGAAGAAGCACCCCAAGAACCAAAAUCACAUAAAGAAACUAGUCCAGAAGAUAAUAAAUCAAUUUAUUUGAGUGUGGCAUUGGGAUUUAUCACAGGAUUUUGGAGCCUAUGGGGUUCCUUGCUACUCAGUGAUACUUGGAGACAUACAUACAUGUUGUUCUUGAACAACAUAAUAGACACAGUUUAUGUUUUUACAGCAGUGAGUGCAGCUAAGUUUCAAAGGUGGCUCAAAGGCUUGAUGGAAAAGUAUUAAGUAUGUAUAGCUUAAAAGCAUCUCCUGAGCUGAGGUUGAACCAUUUGCAACUAAACUAUGUUCAAGAAAGAUACCAGAAAAGAUUGCAGCUCUGAUCAGACAAAUAUAAAUGAAUUCAGAGUUCUCUUUAUCAAUGGUUUAGAUUAUCAAAUGUUGAAGUUUAUGUGGUGGACACUCUCUAUUCUGUUAUUGAGAAAAUUGUGUUCUUUUUUAUGAAAUUAUGGAAUAUCAUUAUAAGAUGCUCCUCUUCAUGUUGCCUAGUUAUAAGAAAGUUAUUUGAAAAAUGGACAGGAAUUAAA
Molecule: messenger RNA, 3718 nt
Organism: Lotus japonicus
Lineage: Eukaryota; Viridiplantae; Streptophyta; Magnoliopsida; Fabales; Fabaceae
Product: receptor-like protein EIX2
Exons: 2
Coding region: 84-3419 (1111 amino acids)
Molecular function (GO): protein binding
Source: RefSeq, a predicted model, not a curated record